UGUGUAGUCCAACCAAGUCCAACAUGUGCAGCGACUAUUUUACUCUAUAUCAGCUAUCUGAGCUAUCAGCAUUCAGCUAUCUCUAGUCUAUGAAUGAAAAUUGAAAUGGCCGCGGCGUAAGUUUAUUAUGUUUAGCGUGAUAAUAUUGUGAAAUAAAUAGAUCCAAUCAUCAAAAUGGGUACCUUUACGAAAUUCGUAUCGGACUAUUGUAAAGCCUGGGAAAAAUUGGGUCGAGAACAAUUCUUAAAAUCAGUCCAACAGUUUAUUAAAGAUGAAGCAAAGAGUCCUUUAUUUUCAAAAUCGGAUAAGCUAUCAGGGUUAUCUCAAAAUAUAUAUGACUUGCUACUUUGUGGCCUUCGAGGACUCCUCAAAAAAGAUUCAGUUAUAUCUGUUCUUAGAGAAAUAAUAGUUUUACAUUCAGACAUACCUUCUAUACUACUGGAUGUUGUGUGUGUGUUAGACGCAGAAACAUCUCUAGAUGUGCAAAGUGAAGAACGGAGUAACUUUUGUUACCUAGUUCGAGAGUUAGAAUCUUUUAUAUCUGACAAGUUAUUGAAGGAACGCUUAGAGAUUGACACACUACAAGAUGUUGGUACUCUGAAAAAUAAAAAUUUCUACACAAAGUUUAUUAAAAUCAAAACUAAAUUAUAUUACAAACAACGUAAAUUUAAUUUAUUUAGGGAAGAAAGCGAAGGUUAUUCUAAGCUUAUAGUAGAGUUGAAUCAAGAAAUAUCAGAAAACACAGAAUGGAAAACACUUCUAGAAAUUAUUCAAUCUCUCAUAGGUUGUUUCAAUUUGGACCCAAACAGAGUCCUAGACAUUAUCUUGGAGUCGUUUGAAGCUCGCCCACAUUUGGAUAAAUUAUUUAUUUCACUUAUAAAGAAUUACAUGGCUGAUCCACAAGUGAUAAGUGAAGUGUUAGGUUUUAAACUUGGUAACAUGGAAGUUUUAGAAAGUUAUAAAGAACCGCCAGCUUUAAUGACCAUCAUAGCUUUACUUUUGCAGUAUCAAGUUAUAUCACUUGAUGACAUUUAUCCCUGGCUACGUCCAGAUGACACAAUCAUGGCUAGAGAAGCAGAAAAAGAACACAAGGCAGUUCAAGACUUCAUACGUAAGAUUAAUAUUGUGUCUACUAAAGGACCUCAAAGUAAUGCGCCUGCGGAAUUCAUUGAAGAGAAAGCUGAUCCACAGGAGUAUUGGAGUAACCAAAAGCUGGUGCUAUGUGAAGCGCUAUUAAAAGUGACAGCAUGGAAGGAAUUUGCAGCUCUGUCUGCUCGCUUGCCGAUCACAAGUGUCGCCCCGAGACCAGCGGUGGCUCUUUGCAGCAUGUUGCAUGCAUUGGUGGAGCCACUUUACAGAAAAAACUGCCGCAUUGGUCCUAAAAUAAUAGGAAAGCCUACACCUCCACUAAAAUCGCCCCUUGCACCGAAAGCUUGCAAGACCUUUGAAAGCAUGAAGGAAACUGUUAUACCAGCUCUUGUACUCCUGGGCCCAUCUCUUCACCAUGAUGCAAUUUUAAUGUAUAAGAUAAUCCGCAUUCUGAGAACAGCACGCUCAUUGGAUGGAGACCCACUGUAUUAUGAAGCACUAACAGUGCUAGACACUGCUAUCCUGCCUGCUCUUACAUUGAUGGAGGGCAACUGUUGCAUGGCAGAGGAGGUUUAUACAUUGCUCAAGUUAUACCCCUACCAAUGCAGAUAUUGUCUUUAUGCACGCUGGAAAAACGAAUCCGGCGAACGGAUACCGCUGCUGAUGCGUGUGAGAGGAAACGCUUUGCAGCGCAUUAAACACAUUAUGAAACGUGUCUCUAAGGAAAACAUCAAGCCCCAAGGCCGUCUUAUUGGCAAGCUGUCGCAUGCCGCGCCUGCGUUCCUUUUUGACUACAUCCUUUUGCAGAUUCAAUCAUAUGACAAUCUGAUAGGGCCAGUAGUGGAGUCUCUAAAAUAUCUGACUUCACUGUCACUGGACGUGCUGGGCUACUGCCUCGUGGAGGCGCUGGCGUCGCGGCGCGGCACGGCCGGCGCGGCGCACCCGCCCGCGCUGCAAGCGCUCGCUGCGUUCUCCGCCGCCGCAUUCAAGAAACACAAUAUAGAACUUACUGCGCUGCUGCAGUUCGUUGCGAAUAGGCUUAAAGCGCAGCAAAGUCACGAUUUGCUAAUUUUAAAAGAAAUAGUACAAAAAAUGGCGGGCAUAGAAGCCGCUGAGGAAAUGACGCCGGAGCAACUGGACGCCAUGGCCGGGGGAGAGUUGCUCAAAGGAGAGGCGGGCUACUUCUCCCAAGUUCGCAAUACAAGACGAUCAUCAGCGAGAUUAAAAGAAGCAAUUGUUGGAAAUAAUUUGGAUAUUGCGCUUUGUAUAUUGUCCGCACAGCAACGCCAUUGUUGUGUUUGGAAAGAAUACGCAGAAGAUGCCCCCAGUACAGGAGAGCCGCCAGGGUCACAGCUGAAGGUGGUGGGUCGCCUCGCAGACCAGUGCCAGGAUGCGCUCGUGCAACUGGGUACCUUCCUCGCCUCCUCGCAUGCACCUGAGGAGUACGCAGCCAGACUGCCGGCGCUGCAGGAAUUACUUCGUGACUAUCACGUGGACGCUGACGUGGCGUUCUUUUUGCAUCGCCCAGUGUUGGCGCAGAAAAUCGCAGGGAAAGCGGAAGCUUUGCGUAAAGGCUCUGAUAGUAAAAGUGAAUCUUUGGAGAAGAGUAUUGAAAGAUAUAUCAUCGCGUCAAAGGAGGCGUUAGAGCCGAUUGUCAUUUCAGUAACGCCUCUUCUGCCUUCGAGGGUGUGGGAAGACAUUUCUCCGGAAUUUUACGUUACGUUUUGGUCUCUAUCUAUGUACGACCUCAGAGUUCCUGUAGAAAGCUAUGAAAGAGAAGUGGACCGCCUCAAAACUGCUGCCGCAAAUGCAGCUAAAGAUACAUCUCAAGGAUCAAAAGGAAAGAAAGAACAAGAGCGUUUUAAUACUCUUGUUGACAAACUACAGGAGGAACGUCGCCGCCAAGAGGAGCACGUGUCUCGCGUGCGUGCGCGCCUGCAGCGGGAGUGCGGCGGCUGGUUCCCCGCGCGCGCCGCCAAGUCCGCCAAGAACGAGACCGUGACGCGCCUCAUGCAGCUGUGCCUGUUCCCGCGCUGCGUGUUCACGGCGCCCGACGCGCUCUACUGCGCCGAGUUCGUGCACACCGUGCACGCGCUCAAGACGCCCAACUUCUCCACGCUGCUGUGCUACGACAGGCUGUUCUGCGACAUCGCGUACUCGGUGAUGUCGUGCACGGAGGGCGAGGCGGCGCGCUACGGGCAGUUCCUGUGCCGCGUGCUGCGGACCGCCAUGCGCUGGCACGCCGACCGCGCCGCCUUCCACGCCGAGUGCGCGCACUACCCGGGCUUCGUCACCAAGUAUCGCGUGUCCAACCAGUUCACCGAGGCCAACGACCAUGUCGGAUACGAGAACUACCGGCAUGUGUGCCACAAAUGGCACUACAAGAUCACCAAGGCGAUGGUGGUAUGCCUGGACUCGGGCGACUACGUGCAGAUCCGCAACGCGCUGAUCGUGCUGAUCCGCGUGCUGCCGCACUUCCCCGUACUCGCCAAGCUGGCGCAGAUUAUUGAGCGGAAGGUGGAAAAGGUGAAAGAAGAGGAAAAAUUGCAUCGGCAAGAUCUGUACGUGCUCGCGACCGGGUACAGCGGCCAGCUGCGGAACAAGGUGCCGCACAUGAUGAAGGAGAGCGAUUUCCAUCAGAUCGUCAAUUUGCAGGUGGGGACACCGCCCAAAGCCGCGGCUGCGGGCGCGGCGGGCGGCGCGGCGGCGGGCGCGGCCGGCGCGGGGCCCAGCGCGGCGCCGCGAGACGAGCCCAAGCGCGAGCGAGGGGAAUCUACAUCGCCGCCGCGUCCCACACAUCACUCUGAUAUAGAGAAGAGGGAGUUGCGGACGAGUGAAAGACGUCGAGAUGAAUCUGAUCGCGACAAAGAGUCUAAACGUGAAUCUAGAUCGACGUUAAAAGAGAGAGUUAAAGAGGAGAUAAAGACAGAGAGAAAUAAAGACAGGUCGCCAAGAGAAAGAACACAUAGAGAGGAACGUUACUUGGAGACAGUUUCACCGCCUCACGAUCACCGUCACCCGUCCGAUGAAAUAGAGCGUGAUGUGAAACGUCGUAAAGUAGAAAGCAGCGGCAAUGGCAAGGGUAAUAAAGAAAUAGAAGAGCGUUCCCCAGAAAAAGAAAAGAGAAAGGCUAAACUGAGGGGUGACGAAAGGAAAGAGCGUAAAAUUAAUCGCAAACGGGACCGAGCUGAAGAAUCUAUUUUAUUGGAACAAAAAAGACGCCGUGAAGAGCAAAAAGUUGUCGCAAAGGUGAGUGGUCAUCAAAACGGUUCACAAGAAGAUCAUCACUAUGAAAAAUAUCACAAAAGGGAAAAAUCACCGUUUCGAGAUCGUUCACAUGAAGAGUCGAGAGAAAAACAAUAUCCUUUUUAUUGAGCUUUAACUAAAAAUUAAAUUGAAAAAACGGGGUCUCUGAAUUGACCUAGGUGGAUUUGUAUAUCUGUCACAGCGAAAUGGCAUAAGCAGGGAGUUAGCCAACUCCCUUAGUGAUAUGGCUAACGCCCGGGAGAUGUCAAACGGCUGCGGCCGGGCACAUGAAUAUUUAUGUUCUAAUCUAAUUUAAUGAAUGAAUGAAUACACUAUUAUUGUACACCACAAAAUUAGUAAGUACAGAAAAACACAUACAAAGCACAACAAAAUAUACGUACAAUUUGGCGGCCUUAUCGCUACCUAGCGAUCUAUUCCAGGCAACCAAACGAUAAAAAUAUUAAUAUUUAUUUGUACUCUUAUAAAACCUUUUCAGGUCGCUAAAUGAUUGAAUUGGAAGGAAAUAAGUUGAUUCAUGCAAAAAAGGAAAUAUGUAUUGUUUUGUUCUUUUGUCUAAUAAGCUAGAAUUUUUCCUAUCAGGAAAUAAAGAUUAAAGUGAGCAAACAAAGUAGAAGUAAACAAGUUUUUUUGAAUUAAUUAUUAUGUCUUACCAAUAUGUCAAUAAAAGCCCAAAAAUAAGGUAAUGUCGUUUGGUAGAAUUUUCAGACGAUUAAUGGUUCAUUUCCUUAAUAUUGCUAUACCAGACGGUCAAACGAGGCGAAAAUUCGAAGAUAAGUUUGAGAAGACUACUUUUUAACUAAAGAAAACAGCAU
Messenger RNA from Maniola jurtina (meadow brown), 5168 nucleotides. It is a transcript of the gene tho2, whose product is annotated as THO complex subunit 2. NCBI's taxonomy places the organism in Eukaryota, Metazoa, Arthropoda, Insecta, Lepidoptera, Nymphalidae. Gene Ontology annotation, molecular function: mRNA binding. The record is from RefSeq and is a predicted model, not a curated record. The transcript has 30 exons. Gene Ontology annotation, cellular component: THO complex part of transcription export complex. Gene Ontology annotation, biological process: mRNA processing; mRNA export from nucleus. Bases 175 to 4464 code for a protein of 1429 amino acids.